Molecule: messenger RNA, 6902 nt
Organism: Manduca sexta (tobacco hornworm)
Lineage: Eukaryota; Metazoa; Arthropoda; Insecta; Lepidoptera; Sphingidae
Gene: chb
Product: CLIP-associating protein
Exons: 36
Coding region: 486-4997 (1503 amino acids)
Biological process (GO): microtubule cytoskeleton organization
Cellular component (GO): cytoplasmic microtubule
Molecular function (GO): microtubule binding
Source: RefSeq, a predicted model, not a curated record
CGCCAUGACAGGUCACGUGAUGUAAAUUUUUGUCGGGCAUGCGCGCAUCGCUGAAUUUUUCAAGUGAUUUUGAAAAACGUUGAGACUGUUUUUACGCGAUUAAAAUAUACAAUAAAUCCUCAUUGUGCUGUCGUUUUGCUAUUACAAUACGUAAAUUAGUUGUGAUCGUUGAAAUGUGAGUGUGAUGUGUUGAUUUGUGUAAGGAAGUUUUUGUUUCCAAAAGGUCGAUCUCGGAUGGCUAUGUCCUCUUCAAAGCCAUCGUAUCCGAAACCAUGUGACGAACGUUCCAGUGCCUGAUGAACCAAUAUAUAUCUGUGAUAUGUGCGUGUAGUGCUGUGUUUGUGGCGACCGUGGCCUCCCCACCCCGGACUGUGCAGUGUGCACGCCGCGCACCCCCCACUGAAAUGACAUUGUGUUGGCAAAGGACCCCAGCCGCCGAUACCAACUAUCCGAUUGUUAAUACGUAUAUAUAUUUGAAGUAAACGAUGGCGCAUUAUCCGCAACCGGCGUCGCUGGAGGCGGCGCUGCCGCUGCUGAGCCGGCCGGACCUGCGGCUGCGACAGCAGCUCGGCGAGCAGCUCACGGCGCUGGUGCGUCGCGAGCCAGACAUACCCAACGACCUCGCCGCGCAGCUGCUGGACGCGCUCGUCGCCUGGCUCAACGGCGGCAACUUUAAGGUGGCCCAGAAUGCUCUGGAGGUGAUGACCGCGCUGGCGGAGCGGAUGGGGCCGGACUUCUCACAUUUCGUGCCCACCGUGCUACCGCAUAUUAUAGACAGACUGGCGGACACGAAGGAGGGCGUGCGCCACUGGGCGCGGCAGUGCGUGUGCGCGCUGGGCGCGUCCCGCUGCGCGCCGCCGCGGGCGCUGCUCGCGCGCCUCACGCCCGCGCUCGCGCACAAGGCGCCGCACGCGCGCGAGGACGCCGUGCGCUGCAUACAGGCGCUGCUCGACACUCACGGCGCUGCAGAACUGCAGCUGCGGGCGGCGGUGCCGAACCUGGCGUCUCUGGUGGGCGACCCCAGCAGCGCCGUGCGCGACGCUGCCGUGCAGCUGCUCGUCGACGUGUACCGACAUGUUGGCGAGCGACUGAGACAAGACCUGAAGAAAAAGGAGUUGCUACCGACGCAGAAGCUGGCGCUCCUGGAGCAGAAGUUCGACGAGGCGCGCGAGGCUGGCCUGCUGCUGCCCACCGCAACAGCGGGCGCUGACGAGGCUGACUUCGUGUCCCGGACGGUCAAGAGGACCAUGACGAUCCCGACCUCGGGCAAGGCCCGGGAAGGCGACAGCUCCGGCGCCUCCACGCCAGCGUGCGAGCCGCCCAAGCGGACGGUGGGCGGGCUGUACAUACCGUCAGUGGUAAGGAAACCACCACCGCCAGCCAAGAUGACCAGCGCUGGCAGCGUAUCGAGCAGCGCGGGUGCGGGUGCGGGCGCGGGCGCGGGCGGCGAGGCGGGCGCGGUGUCGUGCGAGGCGUUCGAGGCGGCGUUCGCGAGCUCGGCGCCGGCCGCGGUGUACGGCGCGCGCGGGCUGGACGACCUGUGCCGCCACGCCGCCGCGCUGCUCGGCGACCGCGCCGCCGACUGGGAGAAACGCGUCGACGCGCUGAAGAAGAUCCGCUCUCUGCUAACGGCGAACGCUCACCAGCAGUACCCGGCGGAGUUCGCGGCGCAUCUGAAGGACCUGUCCGUGCCGUUCCUGGUGGUCAUCAAGGACCUCAGGAGUCAGGUGGUGCGCGAGGCGUGCAUCACGAUAGCGCACAUGGCGAAAGUGCUGAGGACCAAGUUGGAACAGUUCAGCCUGUACAUCCUGCAGGAGCUCAUCAAUCUCAUACAGAACGCCGCCAAGGUGGUGUCGUCAGCGGGCACGGUGUGCGUGCGGUACAUAGUGACGCACGUGCACUCGCCGCGACUGGUGCCCGUCAUACUCACCAACCUCACCACCAACAAGUCCAAGGAGAUACGAUCCACGCUCAGCGAGGUGCUAGUGAUGCUGCUAGAGAAGUGGUCCACGCCGGCGGUAGAGAAGCAGCAGCAGGCGAUACGCGACGCCAUCCGCCGCGCAUGCGUCGACGCCGACAGCGCCGCCAGGACGAACGCACGCAGAGCGUACUGGGCGUACAAGACGCAUUUCCCGGAGGACGCGGAGGCGUUGUUCACGCGACUUGACUCGGCCGCGCAGAAGCAGAUCGAGAGGGAGCGCAACAUCGGCAGCGUUGACAGUCUGCACCACGUCGGCACCGAGAGAAGAGCCAUAGUCAGCCCGAGAAGUCCGUCAGCGAGUGUUUCAGAGCGGUCGCCGAGCGGCGCAGUGGGCGCGGUGGGCGCGGCGGGGCGGUCGGCGUCGGCGGUGGACGCGGCGGCGGCGCAACGUGCGCGUGCGCGCGCGCUCUACUCACACAUGAGCCGCGCCAAGCUGCAGCCCGCCAGCACCGCCAGUCUGCCGCGUGCGAAGCGGUCACCGGCGACGGGCGCGAGCGGCGGGAGCGGCGCGGGCGGCGGCGUGCCGCCCAGCCCCGAGCGCACUGUCGGCCGCUCGCGCUCGCGCCCCGGCGUGUCGCAGUCGCAACCCACCUCCAGAUCCUCGUCGCCGUCGUCGCGCAACACCGGCCCCAUGUCGCUCUACAGCGCGCGCAGGAGACCCUCGGGCAUACCGAGGUCUCUGGCCGGAUCUAGAGAGACCAGCCCUACCAGGAGCGCGGCGCCGCGCAGCGCGCGCUCGAGCAGCGUGGUGGGGUCGGCGCUGCGCCGGCGCGAGAGCACGGAGCGCGCCGAGCGCACGGCGCCGUCGCGCACGCCCGCCGCCACGCUGCGCCUGCUGCAGCAGUCCCGGGACGCCGAGCACUCGCUCCGGAGUCCCGAAGACAGCUCGGCGUGCGAAGGUGGUAGGGGGCGUGACGACGACUCCGAGGCUUCCAGCGUGUGUUCGGAGAGAAGCCUUGAUUCCUAUAGAAGACAUGAUAGCGUGUCGUGGUCUGGUUCGGCGUCGCGGCUGGGGUGGGAGUGCGGCUCGCCCCCUCCCCCGCCGCACCCGGACGACAUCAUCGCCCUGUGCGCCUGCACGCACUGGACUGAGCGCAAGGACGGACUUACACAUCUGGCAAACUACCUGAACAGCGGUCGACUGCUGACCGACGAGCAGCUACGUCGACUGACCGAGCUGCUGAAUAAGAUGUUCGUGGACGCGCACACCAAGGUGUUCUCGCUGCUGCUGGACGCGGUGUGCGAACUGCUCCUGGUGCACUGGCAGCAGCUCAAGGACUGGCUCUAUCAGCUUAUGUUCAGAUUACUAAUGAAACUAGGCACGGACAUACUGGGCUCGGUGCAGAGCAAGAUUAUGAAGACUUUAGACGUUAUACACGAGUGCUUCCCCGCCGAAUUACAGCUACACAAUAUAUUCAGGUUCUUGUCGGACGGCGCGGCGGCGCCCGCAGCACGCACGCGCGCGGCGGCGCUGCGGUUCGUCGCCGACCUCGCGCUGCACUACUGCACGCCCGCCGCACUCGCGCAUGCGCUACACGGCGGCGCGUCGGGCGCGGCGGGGCGCGCGCUGUGCAAGAUGGCGUCGCUGGCGGCGGACGCUAGGGCCCCCGACGUGCGCAGCGCCGCGCGGACUGCGCUCGCCUGUCUCUACGACUGCAACCCCGUACCCUUCACAGCGCUGAUGAGCGAGCUGCCGGCGGACACGCAGGCGCUCGUCAACAGCGUGGUUCAACAGCAUGUACGAAGGACUUCCAGCACAGGCAGCGACAGCCCGCUGCGCACGGCGAGCGGCGCCAGCGGCGUCAGCGGCGCCAGCGCGCUCAGCGCCGUCGACGACGUGCACUCGCGCAUCCGCAAGACCACCAGCGAGAUACACACCUACACCGCGCACCACUCCAACGCGGAGUGCGGCAACUACAUGUCUAGCAAGGACUCCGGCAUCAGCCAGAUGUCGGACGUGACGCUCUCCAACAAGGGGCACAACGGAGUGCCCAACGGACACUACAACGCGGAUCCCCUGGGCCGCGCCGCAUCGGCAGACAGUUCGGAAGAAGCAAACAGCACCAAGGAAUCCUCACCCGUCCCGACCCACAACAGGCUGGAUUUCCCGCACCAUCAUGGGGAAUACAACUCGAGCAAUCUGGGUCGCGACAAAAUGAAACCUUACGAGACGGACGAGAAUGGAUACAUAGUCACCAAAUCGGGGCUGCGCGAGCCGGAGGUGCUGGAGGCGCUGGUGGCGCUGGACGCGGCGCGCGCGGCGCCCGAGACGGCCGAGCGCCUGCUGCUCGCCACGCACGAGCUGCUCAAGUACGGCGACUGCAGGAAGCCCAAGGAGUACUUCAAGAACAUAGUGCGGGUAGCUCUAGCGGUGCUGUCAACGGACGAGAACUCUGGUAACAAAGAAAACUCCGAAGCAGCCACCAACGCGCAGCAAACUUCCGGCUGGGGCACGGCGCAGGAGCGCGCGGCGGCGGAGGCGGUGAAGGUGCUGGUGUGGCUCUGUCGCCGCGAGGAGACGCGCCCGCAGUGGCAGGACUACUUCGACCUCAUCGUGCUCAAGCUCAUCCACGCCUACGAGUCGCUCAACAAGGAGGUCAUGCGCGCCGUCGAGGCCGGCAUGCCGCACAUCGCCAACGCGGUGCCCGCACACCAGGUAUUGGCGCUACUGCGUCCGGUGCUGCGCACGCGCGGGUUCCCGACGUCGCUGUGCGCGCUGAAGUUAGCGGCGGAGGUGGCCAAGGCGCGCCCCACCGAGCUGCCCGACGAGCUGGUGGCCGCGCUGAUGGAGGGCGUGGCGCAGCUCGCCGACCACCACAACUCCGCCGUGCGCAAGGCCGCCGUGUUCUGCAUGGUCGCCUUCACCUUCGCGCUCGGAGACGAACGCAUGCAGCCGCAUCUCAAGCACCUCUCCGUCAGCAAGUACCGGCUGCUGCAGGUGUACAUCAGCAAGCAGCGCGAGGAGGGUUCAAGAGGUGGCGGUGGAGGCGGCGGCGGGGGCAGCUCCGCGUCGUAGCGCCGGCGCACGCGCGCGCGCACCCACACACGCGCCACGCAGACGGACGCGCCCGCACACUAGCCACACCGCCACACCGCCGCACCGCCACAUGUCGCCUCACCCCGCCACGCGCCACACGCCGCCACUGCUGCUCAUUAUGUUGCCACGCGUAUUGGCGCACUUCGUAUUGUAUUUAUCGAUACAACUUGCGGACAGUAUAUAAUUGCUGCUUAAAAUAUCAACAGUUUUGAUAAUCAGAAUAAAUGAAAUUGAAAUCCAUACUAAUAGUAAUGAAGAUUUAAAAAAAAACUGUGUGCAAGUUUUAUCGGUAGAUGCUCGAGAGCGGUUGGUAUUUUUCGGAACCGAUGUCGACUCCACGAUCCGUCUACAUCGACUUACUGACGCGCUAUAAUUUGUUACGAGCACGUGUAUGCGUGGGGCGGGUCGUGUGGGCGCGGGGUUCGAUUCCGGAGCGGAUGUGUAUCACAAUUGUAGAGAUGGAUCUCCCGCGGCGGUCACCGUUGAAUUUAUAUAUUAUUACCCUUUAGAGAUGUUACACAAACAUCGAUAGUUUUCGAAAAUUUACAACGAAUCGUUUCGAUAUUACCGAGUACGUAAUUGACUGCCAUUCUGUAAGAAACCGUCUUAUGUUUGUGCGACAUUUCUAGGUCACUCAUAAAAUCGUUAAAAACUAAUAUACUAAAAUUCUAAUUGAUAUUUUUCACCAAAUCCAUAAAAGCCGUAACCACUUCGCUGUACCUCUAAUGAAGAAUGAUUGGAAGGCAAAAGUAAUGAGUGAGAAUGUCUCUGUCUCUGUUAAAAGUAUGGGAUGGUGUUGAGAGUUGUGUACUUGUGAUGUGAUGUAAACUUAGAUUGUAGGUGACACAAGCUAGGAAUUGCAGCUAUACACUGUAUCGAUGUUUUCAAAAUGAUAAAUAAAUAGAAAUAAUUCUAAAGUUUUUAAAUACUUAAAUCUAGGUAUUUUAUACUCUGUCAGACCUUGUUUAUUUAGGUACAAUUCAAAUAAAGGUUUCUUUAAUUUGAUAAUGGAACCUAGCUGUGUCAAAACUGAAAACUCAGUCUUCGGUGACAGAGAAUAAGGACUUAUUUAGACGGUGCUGUUAUUACCAUGUAUAUAUGUCGAAAACUCAUUCACGAAAGUUCGAUGUCCACACUGCUUUUUGUCGUGCUUUAUGCUGUCUUGUUAUAACAGCACCGUGUAAACUCGCCCUAAGUCGUAGGAAAAGCCGCGUUGUGCAUUUAGUUAGACAUUCCUAGUGUGAGACUAACUACUGUUUGAGAAAGGGUCUGAAUGUGAGACGACCAAGCCUGGAAACAUCAAAUAUGAUAUAGAAUAGUCAUUUUUUUUAUAGAAAUUAUUUACUGGUUUAGUUGAGUUAUGUAUCAGUACAUUAUUUCUGUUAAACAUAUGAUGACUAUUCCAUACUCUAGUCUGUGUAUCCAAACUUGUUAAAUAAUCUCUGUUUUUGACUACAAACAAAUCCAAAUGGCUUGUUGUUUACAAAAUAGCCAAUAUUUGAUAAAACGUUGGCCGCGGGAGAUAAAAGACAACCAAAUCAUUGGCGUAUAUUGUAUUGUUAAGUGCUUGUUAAGAAGGAAGCUUUGAGCGGUGUUAUGUGCACGUCGCUCCCACACUCCGCCACUGUGGGCUGUGGAAUACCCGGGCAUAAACAAUGUGUAGGCGUAAACGCGAGCAGUAUUGUCUAUCACUAAGCUGUCAGAUGAAAUGAUUCAAAAUGAAUUGAAGAAAUAAACAAACACAUGUGUUCCCAAAUUCAUACUAAGAUAAAAAUUCCCAGUAUCAGAAAAUACGAGGGUCCUUCAACUGUACAAAAAUAGAUAGCACGUAUAAAUUGGCUGUGAUUUAAAGUCGAUAAUAUUGGGCUGUGCUGGUAAGGAAAA